Molecule: messenger RNA, 1662 nt
Organism: Enhydra lutris kenyoni (northern sea otter)
Lineage: Eukaryota; Metazoa; Chordata; Mammalia; Carnivora; Mustelidae
Product: U2 small nuclear RNA auxiliary factor 2
Exons: 12
Coding region: 188-1603 (471 amino acids)
Biological process (GO): mRNA processing
Cellular component (GO): nuclear speck; U2AF complex; nucleus
Molecular function (GO): poly-pyrimidine tract binding; pre-mRNA 3'-splice site binding
Source: RefSeq, a predicted model, not a curated record
CGGGGAGAGGGGCGGAGCCGGGGCGGGGCGGGGCGGGCGUCCCGGGCUUGAUUAGGUAGGAGGCGGCAGAGCGCGGUCGGCGGCCGGAAGUAGCCGAAGCGAGCGGCGGAAGUAGCCGAAGCGGCCGGAGCGGGCGGGCGGCAAGGCGAAGCCAGAGCUGCACAGGCCCUUACGCGGCCGCCUCAGCAUGUCGGACUUCGACGAGUUCGAGCGGCAGCUCAACGAGAAUAAGCAAGAGCGGGACAAGGAGAACCGGCACCGGAAGCGUAGCCACAGCCGCUCUCGGAGCCGGGACCGCAAGCGCCGGAGCCGGAGUCGGGACCGGCGUAACCGGGACCAGCGGAGCGCCUCCCGGGACAGGCGGCGGCGGAGCAAACCUUUGACCAGAGGCGCUAAAGAGGAGCACGGUGGAUUGAUUCGCUCCCCCCGCCACGAGAAGAAGAAGAAGGUCCGUAAAUACUGGGAUGUCCCGCCACCUGGCUUUGAGCACAUCACCCCCAUGCAGUACAAGGCCAUGCAAGCUGCGGGUCAGAUUCCAGCUACCGCUCUUCUCCCUACCAUGACCCCUGAUGGCCUGGCUGUGACCCCGACACCGGUGCCUGUGGUCGGGAGCCAGAUGACCAGACAGGCCCGGCGCCUCUACGUGGGCAACAUCCCCUUUGGCAUCACUGAGGAGGCCAUGAUGGACUUCUUCAAUGCCCAGAUGCGCCUUGGGGGGCUGACCCAGGCCCCUGGCAACCCCGUCUUGGCUGUGCAGAUUAACCAAGACAAGAACUUUGCCUUUUUGGAGUUCCGCUCAGUGGAUGAGACCACCCAGGCUAUGGCGUUCGAUGGCAUCAUCUUCCAGGGCCAGUCGCUGAAGAUCCGCAGGCCUCACGAUUACCAGCCCCUGCCUGGCAUGUCAGAGAAUCCCUCUGUCUAUGUGCCUGGAGUUGUGUCCACGGUGGUCCCGGACUCUGCCCACAAGCUGUUCAUCGGGGGCUUACCCAAUUACCUGAACGAUGACCAGGUGAAAGAGCUGCUGACAUCGUUCGGGCCUCUCAAGGCCUUCAACCUGGUUAAGGACAGUGCUACGGGGCUCUCCAAGGGCUACGCCUUCUGUGAGUACGUGGACAUCAACGUUACAGAUCAGGCCAUCGCGGGGCUGAAUGGGAUGCAGCUGGGGGAUAAGAAACUGCUCGUCCAGAGGGCAAGUGUGGGAGCCAAGAAUGCCACGCUGAGCACUAUCAACCAGACCCCUGUGACCCUGCAAGUGCCGGGCCUCAUGAGCUCCCAGGUGCAGAUGGGCGGCCACCCAACGGAGGUGCUGUGUCUCAUGAACAUGGUGCUGCCCGAGGAGCUGCUGGACGACGAGGAGUACGAGGAGAUUGUGGAGGAUGUGCGGGAUGAGUGCAGCAAGUAUGGGCUCGUCAAGUCCAUUGAGAUCCCCCGGCCUGUGGACGGCGUCGAAGUGCCCGGCUGCGGAAAGAUCUUCGUGGAGUUCACCUCUGUGUUUGACUGCCAGAAAGCCAUGCAGGGCCUGACGGGGCGCAAGUUCGCCAACAGAGUGGUUGUCACAAAAUACUGUGACCCCGACUCUUACCACCGCCGGGACUUCUGGUAGAGGUGGAGGGGGAGGGUGGGGGCAGGGUUGGUUGGGGGCUUCUCCCCCUCCCGCCCCCC